ACAGUGGCUCAAGAUGAGAAGUGUAUUGAGACAAAGACUUCUGAAGCCAGAAGAUGUGGUCAUUUUUUUCUGGAGAAGUUAACUGGUUAUUGCUGAUUUAAUUAUGAGAAUCUACAUCCUCAGGAGCCAGGCAGAAGAUGGAGAGACUGUGACCUUUUUUCAUAUAUUCAGUGGAAGGUGGACGGACUCCGGAGUGGCCACUAUCCUUUGCGAGAGUCAUUUGGGCUCUGAAGACAAUGUCCCCUAGCCCACUGUGGAGAACAAUAAGGCCCUAGAGCUCAUGUUCAGCGUGUUCCAGAGUCCAUGUGUGCAGGCACCAUCCCAAGAUGACUUUGUCCCAAAACCCCAGCAAGAGUUCUCCAGAUCUUGGAAUGGACUCUUCAAAUUCAGGCAGUCAGGGCUGGGGAGCCCAGCCCUCUGGGGCCUGCAGGAUGCCCAUAGGCAGACUGAGGCCCUUUCCAGGAAAUAUGGGACAUCAUUCACAUUAUCCUGGGCAGUGUAACUCUUGGCAAGGGGCCCAGAAGUGCAGCAGACGGUGCACCAGGAGAUUGUCAAGAUGGGGGAAGGGCAUAUUCCAGCAGCACCAGAUGUCCCCAAGACCCACCAGCUCUUUUCGGUGCUCCCUGGGGAAUGGCGAAGUCACUCAGGGGGACCUGGUGAGAGUUUGGUGGCCAUGGGGUGGGACCAGUUAAAUGUCAAGGAACCUGCCUCCACAUCUCUGAAGACCCACCUGGCCCUCUGCCACUGUGCCACGUCCUACGAGGAUGAGAGUUUCCCUUGGGCUAAAGAUUUCUGGCCAGAGCAGUGGCUGUGGACAGGAAAGCUGGGCAGGGCUGACAACUUUGGGCCCACUCCCUUUGGUUACGGGGUUUGCAGCUGCAUUGGGCAGAGAGUCACAGAGUUGGAGACUCACCUCACUAUGACCCAGAUAGGGUGUUUGCUUCAACAUUUUGAGAUCAAAACAUCUCAGACUAAAGCUGUUCAUGCAACAACCCACCGGCUCCUGACACCAGGGGGCCCAUCCAGGUGUGUUUUGUUAACAGAAAGUAAGAGUGGGUUUUGCACAGAGGCAGAGGUGGCAGAACUGGCUCAGGACACAGAUGGUUCUGUGCCGCUGAUCACCGCAGAGGAGGAAAGUGGUCAUUCUGGACGCUGUCUUGCCAUGGACUGGCCUGCCAGGCUCUGGGACACUUGUGUAUCUUGA
Molecule: messenger RNA, 1204 nt
Organism: Otolemur garnettii (small-eared galago)
Lineage: Eukaryota; Metazoa; Chordata; Mammalia; Primates; Galagidae
Product: cytochrome P450 27C1
Biological process (GO): cortisol metabolic process; C21-steroid hormone biosynthetic process; cholesterol metabolic process
Cellular component (GO): mitochondrial inner membrane
Molecular function (GO): heme binding; monooxygenase activity; oxidoreductase activity, acting on paired donors, with incorporation or reduction of molecular oxygen
Source: RefSeq, a predicted model, not a curated record